AUGCAGCUUUUGAAAUUUAUUACCCUUCUGGGAUUGACUGGAACGACACUUGCCGUCCCAAAUGCCUUCCCAGAACCGCAACGUGGCCGCCAAUGCACCACAUACUCCACCAUGACCCAAACAAUCACCAUAGCACCAAUAGUUACAGUUCCAGUCGCAAUCGUAGCGAUCAAAAGAACGGUCAACUGCGGCAGCUGUGUAUUGGAAGUGAGGACUAGGGUUAUCAGAAGAACGGUCCAGCGUGUACCCAAUGGCCGUGCAGUCAGGACGGUUGUUCAACGUUCUACUGCGACGACUUAUCAACCUGUUUGUCGGACUCCAGUGCCGGCACGUGCCAAAAGAAAUAACGACGAGAAUGAAGGUGAUGAUUAG
Molecule: messenger RNA, 372 nt
Organism: Orbilia oligospora ATCC 24927
Lineage: Eukaryota; Fungi; Ascomycota; Orbiliomycetes; Orbiliales; Orbiliaceae
Exons: 3
Coding region: 1-372 (123 amino acids)
Source: RefSeq, a predicted model, not a curated record